Molecule: messenger RNA, 2194 nt
Organism: Thunnus maccoyii (southern bluefin tuna)
Lineage: Eukaryota; Metazoa; Chordata; Actinopteri; Scombriformes; Scombridae
Product: dTDP-D-glucose 4,6-dehydratase-like
Exons: 12
Coding region: 174-1262 (362 amino acids)
Biological process (GO): nucleotide-sugar metabolic process
Molecular function (GO): dTDP-glucose 4,6-dehydratase activity
Source: RefSeq, a predicted model, not a curated record
CACUAACGUAAAACCCCUGCGACUGUCGCACAUUACACAAUGCAUCUACUGUACGAGUUAAACGGCAGGCUGGAUAACGGAUUAUAAGUAUUAUAAUAACAAACUAACGACCAAUAGAUAAAACUCUUACACAGGAGUGUACAAUGUCGUUUUUACAUCUGUAGAAGACAUUAAUGUCAACAGACAGCCGUUGGUCCACUGUCGUGAUGGACUUCAACAGGACUGUUCUGGUGACUGGAGGCUCUGGAUUCAUUGGCUCCCAUCUUGUGUGCUCACUGGUCAACAGACACCCUGACUGGAGAAUUAUCAAUCUGGAUAAUUUGGAUUACUGCUGCAGCCCCAGGAGUCUGGAGAGUGUUGAAGACAGAGCAAACUACACCUUUAUCAGGGGGGAUGUGUGCAACUCUCGGCUGGUAAACCACAUCUUCAACACAGAAAACAUCGAUGUGAUCUUCCACCUGGCAGCCAAAACGCACGUUGAUGCAUCGUUUGAAAAUCCGUCUAGUUUCCAGCGGGUCAACAUUGAUGGAACCAGAGUUUUACUUGGAGCCGCACAUCAGGCCCAAUACCAGCCACAACGCUUCAUCUAUGUCAGCACCGAUGAAGUGUACGGAGCCAGUCUGGACGAGGUGUUUGAUGAGAGCAGCCCAGUGAGGCCAUCCAAUCCGUAUUCUGCCACUAAAGCAGCUGCAGAGUAUCUGGUCAGAUCCUACUGGGACAAAUAUAAGUUUCCCAUCAUCAUUACAAGGAGCAACAACACCUACGGGCCCAGACAGUACACUGAGAAGGUCAUUCCAAGGUUUCUCACCCUCUUGCAAAUGGACAAGAAAUGUACCAUCCAGGGAACCCUCCCUAAAUCCCGCCAUUUCCUGUUUGUCGAUGACGCCGUCAACGCCUUCCUGCUGGUUCUGCAGAAAGGGGUUGUGGGAGAAAUCUACAAUGUGGGGACAAACUGUGAGAUUCCCAUCAUGCAGCUGGCAAGGGAACUUGUUCAGAUGGUCAAGAACGUGCCAGACUCUGAAUUAAAUGAUUGGCUCGAGUUUGUACCUGACAGGCCGCGGGUUGACCUCCGCUACCCCAUCAGAUGUGAGAAGCUGCAGCAGCUGGGCUGGAAAGCUGAGGUGUCCUGGGCUGAAGGCAUCAGACAGACUGUCAAAUGGUACCAAGACAACCCAAACUUCUGGUCAGACGCAACUGAGGACCUAGGACCAAUCGGAAGCAAGCUUGAAAAUGCUACCAGCCAAUGCGUGGCGUCAGCAUAGCCCUGCUGCUUGACUGACAGGAUGGAGAGUUAACUCAAAAGACACCACGCUGUGACCUUUUUUUGCAUGAUGUUUGCGUAGCACAGAGGCUAUUAAUGGCUCAAAUAACAAAUACUGAACAUGUGAGCAAACAUCUGUCUGUCUGCGAUAAAUGUUUAUCGGACCAACAGGCCCUGAAGUGCCAGCCAACAGGAAAGCAGAACCGCACCUUCAACCAAAGCAAUGUGAAGAAAACUAGCAUCACAACUGGAAAUGAACGCACUUUAUCUUGGUGUUAAUUACUGAUUCAGAAGAGAUUACUAACAAGUGUCUUACUUUGCUCAACUUGGGCCUAUUUUACAUUUUUUAUGCAUUUUGUUUAGAUGUUAGUCCAGAUUGAAGCCUGAAACAUUCUCUAUAAGAAUGUAGAAACUUAAACACACACAAUAGAUUAUAGGACAGUAAGGGCUGCAGAGAAUAUGUCUUCCCUCUAAAUUCUGGUGGGAUUUCUCAUCUGCAUUUGGAGCUCUGGCAGCAGCUAGUCUGUCUUCUUACUACUGUUCAGGGCAAUACAGAAGCACAAAUCAAAGACAACCUCUUCCCUCAUUGUCAAACUGCUGCAUUGAGCUUUAAACAUGUAACAUUUUGACCUUGCAGAGCUUCAAAUGUGCACGUUCAUGUACUUCCCACAGAGUUUGUUUCAGGCUUUACGAGAAAAUAGAUUAGUAACUUUAAUUUCCUUCGCUGCUUUUCCUUCAAAGCUCAAAGUCAGCAGGAAGCUUAUAAAUAUUCCAGUGUUACAUAUUUUUUACAACACAAGUAUUUUGAUUAGCUGAAAGGUACCUUGAUAUUGUCUUAGCAGUCUCCUAAUAACAAAUGGAGAAGAAGGGCGUCUCAGUCAGGUUUUUUAUGUUUUCUAGUUUUUCCAGUCAUGCUGUAAAAUGUAUUUAACU